Molecule: messenger RNA, 1539 nt
Organism: Orbicella faveolata
Lineage: Eukaryota; Metazoa; Cnidaria; Anthozoa; Scleractinia; Merulinidae
Product: gamma-aminobutyric acid receptor subunit beta-4-like
Biological process (GO): monoatomic ion transmembrane transport
Cellular component (GO): membrane
Molecular function (GO): extracellular ligand-gated monoatomic ion channel activity; transmembrane signaling receptor activity
Source: RefSeq, a predicted model, not a curated record
CAGAAAAGUGUGGGAACUGAUGAACUUUUUCCAUUUCUUCUUGGGUAACAAGUAAAAUGUGCACCCAAUUUUUGAACCAAUUUAUGAGAUCAGUAGUGUAGCGGACAACCAAGGCGCACAAAUUACUACUUGAUUACCAUAUAGAUUGUAAUCUUUAACAAAGUGUCUUCUCUUUGAACAGUAGUACACAGAAGAGUUGAAGAAAAACUGUGGGAUUGGAACUAUAAAAGGUGCAAUCGACUCAGUGUGUUUUCGAUUCAAUAGGAAAACGAUUUUACUAGUUUACUUUCUUGAUUAUAUUACUUUCAACAGACAUGAUCACCUAUUGUAUCUUGGGCAAAGUUCUUCACGGAGAUUGCUGGGAAAAAUGUUAUCUAAAUUCCAGGAAUUUUCGUUGAAUUUUAAAUUUGGAAUGAAUAGUUUAAAUUAAUAAUCCUCCGUACGAAAAUGAAAAUGAAAACACUGACAAUGCUCAUAAAUACUGACAGGAAAGUUCUAAAACCUUCAAACCUAGUAUGCACAGUGUUGUUAGUACAGAGACAAAAAGUACUUUGUUAAAAUGCAAAGCCGCCAUGUAUUUUUCCUACGAAGGAUUGAACAGCUGUGGAUGGACACUGGUUACUUUCUGUUCUGUUUUAUUUAGAUUCUUUCUUGAAAGUAGAAAUUGAUUUUGACAACCACAAGGCUCAAAUUCAGGUCUUUUCAGGUGUAAUUGCGCGAAACAAUUCAAAUGGCGUUUUCAAGAGGACUAUUGUUGUUUCUUCUGCUGCCCAUGAAAAUCUCUCAUGAAAGUGAAAGCCCUUCUAUCGGUCGUACGGAAAUAGCCAAUGCUUCGGAAAUCCUUGACAGAUAUUUGAAGAAGAAAUGCUACGACAAAAGGACCAGACCUAACGUAACUGGUAGUCCAGAGAUUGUAAACGUAAGCAUGGCGAUAAAGGCGUUCAGUGAGAUCAAAGAAUCCAAUAUGGAAUUUCAAGUGUACGUUUAUCUUCGCCAGCAAUGGAUUGAUAAACGACUCGCACAUCGAACCCCUGCCACACUGACACUCGGGGGGACUGAUGUAGAGCGCAUUUGGCUCCCAGAUACUUAUAUUACAAACGCCAAUGACUACGAAGUGUUCACCUCCAAUCAGUUGGUGCUGAUUGACAGCGAAGGCAAGAUUUUCUACUUUGCUUAUGUGCGGAUAGCAGGAGCCUGUCAGAUGAACCUUGUUAAGUUUCCCAUGGACGUACAACGUUGUCAGCUGACCUUGGAGAGCUGUAAGUAAUUCCUCAAAAACCAUCCAAUAUACAGUUAACUGAUUGGUAUUACCGGUUCUCAUGUGACGUAGUCACAUUCCAAAACAGGAGCCAUAAUCGGGGACGGAGACCGUAAGCGCGCGCUACUUCUAGUAUUGGGGCUGUCCCCAUGAUAUGGGACAAUUUUUCUAUUUUUAGAACAAAUUGCGCCAUUCCGUGCGUCACACGCGCGUACACGCUGCGAGGAUUUUUGCGGAUGUAGCGCGGGGAAAUGGCGUCCGAAAUUCCCGAAAUGUUUGAU